AUGCAGCUGCCUCCCGGUCUCGUUACCGGCAGCAACGACCGGGGACUUCCCCAAAGACACUUGUUAAUGAGCACCACCUCCCCUCCCUCACCACCAUCACCACAGAGCCUCCUCACCCCUCCACCCAUCACAUCGUACAUCAGACUGGAAGGCGUGGACUCCAGCGGAAACGAUCUGUUUGUAAUGUAUGGGGCCUCGAUAGCCCAGAUGAAGGCCGCCUGCUCUGCCGUCCCCGAGUGCGAGGGGUUCAACAGCGAUGGCUGGGUCAAGUCCCGCAUCUCGCAGAAGAAGCGUUCCACCAUUGACCUCUACCUGAAACAAGUGGUCACCGCAGAGCUCCCAUCACAGGUGCUAGGAGACAGUGGGGCGGGUGCAUUUCGGAAUCUUCUGGAAGAAUAUUCAAACAUGGAGCACAAUCUCAAGAUCUUCAUAUACCCCACUACUGUUGGCGGGGACAUGCCUUCGUAUGUAGACUACAAGUAUGGAGUGGAGUACCUCUUCAUAUCCCUUCUGUCUGGAAGCAGGUUUAAAACACAGGAUCCCUCGGAAGCCACAUUCUUCUUCCUCCCGUCUCGGUGCACUGCCUACCGCAAGUCAGUGAUAGACCUGCAGGAGGGUAUCCAGGUGGCCGGCCAGACUAUGAGGAGAAUGGUGUACGAUGUCAGUCACAGGUACCCAUACUGGAAUGCGAGUCUGGGAAUGGACCAUUUCUACGUGUGUGCACACGACAUGGGGACGGAGAUGGCCCAGCUGGCUGACCCCGCCCUCUGGAAGAACUCCAUUGGACUGGUAAACACGGCUGAUGCCUCCGAACCUAGCUACGUUCCCCACAAGGAUAUCUCUGUCCCGCCCCACCCCGGGCGGGGCAAGGUGGACUGGGCUCUAAUUGGACAGGGCGGGGCCACCUUUGACCCAGCCCGCCGCAAAAAACUUGCAUUCCUGGCAGGAGAAGGCUCCAGAGGUGUUCGUCCUCUCAUCUUCUCCCUCUUCAAAAGCGACCCAGAUUUCAACCUCGUCAGUGGCUAUCUCUCCGAUGAAGACUACCAGCACGCCUUGAAGACGUCAAAGUUCUGUCUGUGUCCCCGUGGGAACAAGGCAUGGAGCCCACGACUAAUGGACGCCCUCUGGUUCGGGUGUAUCCCUGUCCUAAUUGCCGAUCACUACAUCCCUCCACUCACGGAUCUUCUGGACUGGGAGAACUUCAGUGUGGUGGUCCCUGAAUCACAGGUGAAGGAGCUGAAGAAGAUCCUGAGAGCCAUUCCAGAGGCACGACAGGAGGAGAUGAGGCGGUCCAUCCUCCAGGUGUACCCACACCUCACCUGGAACGACCAGCCACACCCCUACGACGCCUUUCACUCCACCCUCUUCACACUGUGGACCAAGAGACAUACCUUCAGAACUAGACCCAGACCGGUGAACUAG
Messenger RNA from Geodia barretti, 1422 nucleotides. NCBI's taxonomy places the organism in Eukaryota, Metazoa, Porifera, Demospongiae, Tetractinellida, Geodiidae. The record is from the annotation of a GenBank genome assembly.